CAGAAGUGUGUUAGUUAAAAAUUACAAUAAACGUGUUGUUCCAAUGUGCCGUGUUUGAUGUUUUGAUUUUCCAGUGAUAUCAUAAAUAAAUGUUCUGUCAAAGUGUGACACAAAUAUUACGAUAAAAUACCGCGAUCGCGAGUUCUUUAUUUGUAUUUAAACAAUAAUCUUGUCAGACACUAAAGAUUUAUUGUUUGUGACACAUAACAAAUUUGUUGUCAUGAAGAAACUGAGGAAAUUACAUUAAUUUGCAAGAGUAAUCAGAUGUUUCCGGCAACUGCUUCUUCGUGUAUUUAUUCAUAUCUACGUGAUUUAUUCCGAUCGGCGUAUUUAUAAAUUCUCUAAUGUCAACAGAACCCGUGUCUUUUUUUUCCGCCCGCACAAGAACAAAAGUAAAAUAAAUAUCAUAUAUAUUAAGUCAAUAACUUUAAAUGGGUACAAAUGAGCCCCAGGUGUUGAGAUCUAUUGAAGAUCGUCACAAAGCGUUUGUAAGGUUUGUAAAUACAACCCAAUAUCCCAUUGAAGUGUUAUGGAUUAAUUACAACGGACAGGCAGUGCGUUACAGUAUCCUACAGGCAUCUGGUACACUAGACAUUAAUACAUUUGCUACGCAUCCAUGGAUAUUUGUCGAGUACGAAACCAAAGACAGAUUUAUAGCUGAGGGUAAGGACGUUUUCUUCCCGCAGCCUUGGUUCACUCGGUACCUAGGUAUGUCACGAGAUCAGCUGCCUGAGCACAUUCCAAGGGUUGAAGUUCGUAUCACGCUACCCAUCUAUUCGCUACGCGAUAUUUCCCUCAGAGCGAUAAAACGACUUUUGCGUCACGACUUGCACGCUUUUAGUCUGGAUAUACCCAAGAGUUUGCAGCGAGAGUUGGCUUCAAUGCUACCCAGGAAAGGUGUUUCUGGAGAUCCCUGACA
Microplitis mediator is the source of this 919-nucleotide messenger RNA. Its product is annotated as von Hippel-Lindau tumor suppressor homolog. Bases 432 to 917 code for a protein of 161 amino acids. NCBI's taxonomy places the organism in Eukaryota, Metazoa, Arthropoda, Insecta, Hymenoptera, Braconidae. The record is from RefSeq and is a predicted model, not a curated record. The transcript is spliced from 3 exons.